Molecule: messenger RNA, 5384 nt
Organism: Carassius auratus (goldfish)
Lineage: Eukaryota; Metazoa; Chordata; Actinopteri; Cypriniformes; Cyprinidae
Product: bromodomain and PHD finger-containing protein 3-like
Exons: 14
Coding region: 602-4276 (1224 amino acids)
Biological process (GO): regulation of transcription by RNA polymerase II
Molecular function (GO): protein binding
Source: RefSeq, a predicted model, not a curated record
AUUCAAGUGUCAUAAACUUCCAGUCCCUGUUACGAGUUAAAUAAACACUAACGUAAUGCUUUAUUAAAUUAGUCGUACAGCUGAUCGAUCAGAUGGCCUGCUUUUCUGAAGGGGCGUGUUUUUACUAUCUCUACUGAAAGCUCCGCUCUGCCUUUGUAUCUGGCGAGCUCCUAACUAUCUACUCAGGCAGCGACGGUUGUAGUAGUCGAAGCUGAAAUUAGCCAGCUAGCUUUGCUGCUGCCGUCUAAUCGAAGUCACAGUCGAUUAGAAGUUAAAAUGAUGAAAAUGUAUCCAAAUUCAUGAACGCGCCGAGGACAUUUGCAGGAGAAGACUGAGAGACGGGAGACAUUUGAUCGGCGAAUUUUAACCGGCUUUUCGGCCAAGCCACCCGCUUAAACAGCCUUCGCAAAAAGCUGCUGCUUCUCCACGGAAGUCGUGGUCGGAAAAAAGCGCUAAUUGGCUAGACGGAGAGUUUGGGUGGCUGUGAUUGGUUGGUGAUUGGUUAUAAACUUCUCAGCCUCUGGUGGUCGUCGCACUUCAGUGACAAAUUCCUUAAAACUCCACUGUCAAGGUACAAAGGGGCAGCGUGGUGUGAGUCCCCAUGAGAAAACCACGACGGCGGGGAGGCCUCCCCGGGGCCCAAAGUGAUGCCGCAGACACGGGUACAGCAGGUAGGGGGGCAUCACAGCCACGCUCACUCUCUCCCUACCGGCUGAAGGUUUCACCCACCAGAGAAACCCUAACGUAUGCCCAGGCUCAAAAGAUUGUGGAGGUGGACCUGGAUGGAAGAUUGCAUCGGAUCAGCAUCUUUGACCCUUUGAUGGUGAUCACUGAAGAUGAGAUGACAGCUCAGGACAUUGCUGAGUGCAACAGCAACAAGGAGAACAGCGAGCAGUCAUCGGUGACCGUCGUCGUCAGCUCUCCACGCCGAUCGAUGGCUCACAGGGGGAAAAAGAAAGAUGCAAAGCAGUUGUCAUCAUCGUCAUCACAAAACCACUGCUCCAACUCUCUCGGACAAACUCCAGUGCAUUCUAGCGUCAACAGCCACCACGGCACCUUACCCAAGCCCACUUUUAGAGAACAAGAGUCUUAUGAACCAGUUGAAGCGUCUCCUCGCCCUUCGGCAUACUACCGUUACAUUGAGAAGUCCGGUGAAGAGAUGGAAACGGAUGCAGAGUAUGAUAUGGACGAGGAGGACGUGGCCUGGCUUGAGCUGGUGAAUGAAAAACGAGUGUCAGAAGGCCAUCCGCAAGUGUCACCUGACACUUUUGAACUCCUGAUAGAUCGUCUAGAAAAAGAGUCGUUCUUGGAGUCGCGAAGCCAAGCUCCCUCACAGAGCAUCAUCGAUGAAGACGCCUUCUGCUGCGUCUGCCUCGACGAUGAAUGUCUCAACAGUAACGUCAUCCUGUUUUGUGACAUCUGCAACCUUGCUGUGCACCAGGAGUGUUACGGCGUUCCCUACAUCCCUGAGGGCCAGUGGCUCUGCCGCUGUUGCCUGCAGUCACCCUCUCGCCCCGUGGACUGUGUGCUUUGCCCGAAUCAGGGCGGAGCGUUUAAACAGACCAGCGAUGGGCGAUGGGCACAUGUGGUCUGCGCCAUUUGGAUCCCAGAGGUGUGUUUCGCCAACACGGUCUUCCUUGAGCCCAUUGAGGGCGUGGACAACAUUCCUCCAGCUAGGUGGAAGCUAACAUGCUACCUGUGCAAGCAGAAAGGUUGCGGGGCGUCCAUUCAGUGCCACAAGGCCAACUGCUACACAGCCUUCCAUGUAACCUGUGCGCAGAGAGCUGGACUCUUUAUGAAAAUAGAGCCUGUCAGAGAGACUACUGUGAAUGGGACUACGUUUUCAGUGAAAAAGACUGCAUUUUGUGAGGCACACUCACCGCCUGCGAAGGACGGGUCAGAUGAUGAGACCGGGGGGAGGGUUUUGGGGUGUCGGGCUAAUAGGGGGUGCAGUGCCUACACGCAGACGCCACAGCUUAAAAAGCAGAGACGAAGCAAUAAACUGGAUUCUAAGCAAAAGAAAGAAGAUGUGUCAAAAAAAGUUGCAACACCAUUGGUCACUGUUUCAGAAAUACCCACUCAAAGAUUGAACAAAAUGUCUAAAGAUGUGAUCAUACAGAAGAAGAAUCAGUUCAUGCAGAGACUUCACAACUAUUGGUUACUUAAGCGUCAGUCACGCAACGGAGUGCCUCUCAUUCGUCGUUUACAUUCCCAUCUGCAGGGCCAGAGGAGUGCAGAACAGGCGGAGCCAGAUGAAAAGCUGAAUGCUGUGAGAGAAGAGCUGAAAUACUGGCAAAAGCUUCGUCACGAUCUGGAGCGAGCGCGACUCCUGAUCGAGCUCAUCCGCAAGAGAGAGAAGCUAAAGCGAGAGCAGGUGAAGAUUCACCAGGCUGCGACUGAGCAUCAGUUAACUCCUGUCCUGGUACUGCUGCGCUCCACUUUAGAACAGCUUCAGGAGAAAGAUACUGCAAAAAUAUUUGCUCAGCCUGUCAACUUGAAAGAGGUCCCAGAUUACAUGGAGUUUAUCACACACCCCAUGGACUUCUCCACCAUAAAAUCCAAAUUGGAGGCUCACAAAUAUCGCUCUAUCACUGACCUUGAGGCUGAUUUCAACCUCAUGAUCUCCAACUGCCUGCUUUAUAAUGCUAAAGACACUGUGUUUUACCAAGCUGCAAUACGCCUGAGGGACUUAGGAGGUGCUAUCCUGAGGCACGCCCAGAGACAAGCCCAAAACACAGGCUUUGACCUGGACACAGGCAUGCACCUGGCAGAAUCACCGCACAAAAACGACUACUACCGCUGCACUUUGGAAGAUGUCGACACGCUGCUAGACCCUGAUAAUCGAUUGCACAUGACAACAGAAAACCAGUUGAGGGAGCUGCUAGACAAAUUGGACGUGGUGACGUCCAUGCGCUCGAGUGGUGCACGCACACGGCGUAUACGCCUGAUCCGGCGAGAAAUCAACAACAUCCGCUAUAAACAGCAAACAAGGAACUCACACAUGCUCAAUGGAGACCUCAAAGAAGAAGAGGAGGAGGAGGAUGAAGACAAAGAGAUGGAUGGUGAGCAUAACCUGUCGUCAUCAUCGUCAGAUAAAGAUGACUGUAAGUCAACUCCCCCACCCAUGCUGGAACCCACAGGCCUUGCUUUGUCCCCUCCACCAUCAGACACCCACCAGGAACCACCGACCCUGCGACCCAUGACGUCCGACCCUAGGACAUCCCCAUGCACACCCAAGCGCCUCAAACUCAACAGCGAGAGCCAAGAGGCAGAUUCAGAUGCUGCACCUGUGAACAGCUGCACGAAACCUGAGGACCGCCUGCCCGAAAACAAACUGAUCAACGGCCUCUCCUCCACAGAGUCACCGACCCGACUUGCCACAGGAGGAGUUGGGCGACGAACGUCCGUCCUCUUUAAAAAAGCAAAAAAUGGAGCAAAGCUCCAGCGUGAGCGAGACAAUCAGAUGCAGAACAGAAGCAGGGAGGAGGCCGUCAGCACUGACCCAGACCCUGCACGCACACCUAACUGCAAUGCCAACAUCAAGACUGAAACCUCAGCCCAGCCAAAACCUUCAACACCUCCGCCAAUAUCAACCCCAGCCAAACAGAGAGCAAGAAGCCGCAGCUGUAGUCCAGAGCGCGAGAGAACACCCCCUCGACUGAUUCUAGAGCCUGCUCUUACCAACGGAUUCAGAAAGCACCGAGAUGGCAGCUCUGACUCAGAAUGCAGCUCAUCUCCGAUUCUCAGAGAACUCAUCUCAACCCCAAAAAAGAGCCGAGGGAAACCUGCUUUGUCCAAAGUACCUUUCUUGGAAACGGUUAACGGAGACUUUGACUACACUGGGACUGAUGCUCUGUCAAAUGGGGAUGCGCCUGAACCCGAACCUCUGGAUUUGGUGUGGGCCAAAAGUAGAGGAUAUCCGUCCUACCCUGCUCUGAUCAUAGAUCCAGACAUGCCUCAGGAGGGUCUUCUGCAUAAUGGAGUUCCCAUCCCUGUGCCUCCGCUUGACGUGCUGCGCCUUGGUGAGCAGAGACAGGAAGAAGCCGGCGAGAAACUCUACCUGGUUCUUUUCUUCGACAACAAACGCACCUGGCAGUGGCUUUCACGAGACAAGGUGAUCCCUCUUGGUGUUGAUGACACGUCCGAUAAACUGCGUAUGAUGGAGGGCAAGAAGACCAGCAUCCGGAAGUCUGUGCAGGUGGCCUAUGACCGAGCUAUGAUCCACCUGAGCCGAGUUCGAGGAGAUCAUGGUUUUGUCUGCUCCAACUUCAUGUAGAAGAAAAACGCCAAUCGCAUCUGUCCUAACGUCCCACUCACAUGAGCUGAAAGCCAUUUGGUUAGUAUACCAGGUACUAGACUCCUGAUCAUUCAGUUCAGUUUAGUUUAUCCACAACCAUCUCAGUCAUUUCAGAUUCAGUCCAGUUUUUCUCUUUACAGGGGUCAUGAGCGGUUUCUAUCAAUGAUUUGUUUUUAUGAGGUGUCACUUUAAGGUGAUGACGAGUCUCAACCACACAGUUUUAGCAUUUCGGUACAUUCAGAGGAAUUAAUUUCUACAAAAUUAAUUUUAAAUGAAUGAACUUAAAGAAUAUAGACGUUUGAAUGAGUCACUGCCAUUUUCUUAAGAUAGCUUUUUACUUUUUAAAGUUUAACAAACCACUUGUACAUUGUAAAGAGACUUGUGUAUAUAAGUAUGUUUUUUAUCAUAUUAUCUAAUUACAUUAAAUUUUUUUCUCUUGUUUAUUGUGAAUUAAAUUGCCUGGAGGAAUGAAGAAAUGAAGGUUGUGUAUAUAGGUGUAAAAAGAUUUUCAGAUGAACUGACUUCCUACAUAGUGUAUCCUGCUUGUCUUUGAUAUCGGAUGGCGAGUGUGUUCAUACAUACAUUUACAUUUCCGGCAUACGAUCGUGUAUGUAUGUGUAUAUGUACCAACUCACAGUUGUCUAUGGUUAAAUAUAUAUUCUCAUUUUUGAUACAAAAAAAAGUAAUUUAUUUAUGCACCGUAAAGAAAUUAAAUUAUAUUGGUUCAAGAUGGAAAUCAGAUCUCUUAUUUAAGAUGAUAAACUAUUGCAUAGGCUUUUAAGAUCUAACUUCACAUGUUCUUUCAGAUCCUGGUUUAGUUCUUUUUUUAAAGAUUUCAUGGUGAAAUGCUCGAGGGAUGAUGAUGACGGCUACAUAUUGUACACUUGCUAUUGGUGACUUUUCACCAUCAAGCACAGAACCUUGUAUUUAUUGUAGAAAGUUGUGGAGCUUUUGUUCACUGUUUAUAAGAUGGAACCUCUAAUAAAUUUUAAGCUUGUACAAACUGCAGAUUUUAGCUACCCACCAAAUAACCUGUCUCGAACAGUAUUUUCUCAUGUGGGGAAAUAAAUGUUCUGUUGGAACUCUA